Molecule: messenger RNA, 2583 nt
Organism: Saccharomyces mikatae IFO 1815
Lineage: Eukaryota; Fungi; Ascomycota; Saccharomycetes; Saccharomycetales; Saccharomycetaceae
Gene: CFT2
Product: cleavage polyadenylation factor subunit CFT2
Exons: 1
Coding region: 1-2583 (860 amino acids)
Biological process (GO): mRNA 3'-end processing by stem-loop binding and cleavage
Cellular component (GO): mRNA cleavage and polyadenylation specificity factor complex
Molecular function (GO): RNA binding
Source: RefSeq, a predicted model, not a curated record
AUGACGUAUAAAUACAACUGCUGUGAUGAUGGAUCCGGAACUACUGUUGGUUCAGUGGUACGAUUUGAUAACGUUACUUUGUUAAUCGAUCCCGGUUGGAAUCCAUCUAGAGUAUCGUAUGAGCAAUCUAUCAAAUACUGGGAAAAAGUGAUACCGGAAAUUGACGUAAUAAUACUUUCACAACCGACCACUGAAUGUUUAGGUGCUUAUUCGUUACUGUACUAUAACUUUAUCUCGCAUUUCAUAUCGAGAAUACAAGUUUACGCAACUCUUCCCGUUAUCAACCUGGGAAGGGUUUCCACCAUAGAUGCAUAUGCAUCUGCGGGUGUCAUAGGUCCAUAUGACACAAACAAACUUGAUCUUGAAGAUAUUGAGAAAUCAUUUGACCAUAUAGUUCCUUUGAAAUACUCGCAAUUAGUAGAUUUACGAUCAAGGUACGAUGGGUUAACUUUAUUAGCCUACAACGCUGGUGUGUGUCCAGGUGGUUCUAUUUGGUGCAUAAGCACAUAUUCAGAAAAACUGGUUUAUGCCAAGAGAUGGAACCACACUAGAGAUAACAUACUAAAUGCUGCUUCUAUAUUGGAUGCCUCUGGGAAGCCUUUAUCCACGUUGAUGAGACCUUCUGCAAUAAUUACUACUUUAGACAAAUUUGGUUCCUCUCAACCGUUUAAAAAACGUUCGAGGAUCUUUAGAGACACGUUAAAGAAAGGUUUGAGUUCAGAUGGGUCUGUUAUAAUACCAGUAGAUAUGAGUGGAAAAUUCCUGGAUUUGUUCACACAGGUUCAUGAGUUACUAUUUGAAAGUACGAAGAUUAAUGCACAUACACAGGUUCCUGUGCUCAUUAUGUCAUAUGCGAGAGGAAGAACCCUAACAUACGCCAAAUCCAUGCUUGAGUGGUUAUCUCCAUCACUACUCAAAACAUGGGAGAACAGAAACAAUACCUCUCCCUUUGAAAUUGGGUCGCGGGUCAAAAUCAUAUCACCGAAUGAAUUAAGUAAAUAUUCUGGUUCUAAAAUUUGUUUUGUAUCCGAGGUAGAAGCCCUGGUCAAUGAGGUUAUAAUAAAAGCCGGUAACUCUAGUAGGACGACUCUGAUUUUAACCAAACCGAGCUUUGAAUCUACACCAUCUUUAGGGAAGAUACUAGAAAUUUUGAAACAAAGUGAAAGCCAUGGGACCAUAUCCCCUAAAGAUGAUAAACCAUUUAUUUGCAAUAACUACAUUUCAGUAGAAACUAUCAAGGAAGAACCUUUGAGUAAAGAAAAACUCGAGACGUUCAAAUUAGAACUCAAAGAAAAGAAGAAAAACAGAAAUAAGAAAAUACUACUGAUGAAAAGGGAAUCAAAAAAACUGGGUAAUGGCAACUCAAUCGUAGAUGAUACCAACACUGACAGAACGAUCCGCAACCAAGAUAUUUUAUCGGGAAAUCUCGAUGAAGAACAAGCAAUUGGUCAUAUCAUGGGGGAAGAUGAAGAUGAAGAAGAAGAAGAAGAAGAAAACGAUAAUUUAUUGAGCUUACUCAAAGAUAACUCUGAGAAGCUGGCGACGAAAAAGAACAUUGAAGUUCCUAUAGACAUUAUAAUCCAAAAAGGUGCAUCUUCAAAACAUAAAAUGUUCCCAUUCCACCCAAUCAAAAUCAAGAAAGAUGAUUAUGGUGCCAUUGUAGAUUUUACGAUGUUUAUACCUGAUGAUUCGGACAAUAUUAAUCAAAAUAGCAGGAAAAGACCGCUUAAAGAUGGUGCUAAAAGCGCAAGCCUUUUGGGCGAAGAAGAAAACAAAAAUGAAGAAGAGGAUGGGUAUAAUGUAGAGGAUCCAGUUGGAAAAAAGAAAAAACACCGUACUUCUCGUUAUUCAGGAUUUGCCGCGGCUGGUGAAACGGAAAACUUUGAUAAUUUAGACUAUUUGAAGAUAGACAAGACGCUCUCCAAAAGAAUUGUCUCUACCGCAAAUGUCCAAUUGAAAUGCUCUGUAGUAAUGUUGAACUUGCAGAGUUUAGUUGAUCAAAGAUCCGCAUCCAUUAUAUGGCCAUCCCUAAAGUCUAGAAAGAUAGUUCUUUCAGCUCCUAAGCAAAUCCAGAAUGAAGAAAUUACAGAAAAACUUAUUAAAAAGAAUAUCGAGGUGGUCAACAUGCCAUUGAAUAAGAUGAUAGAAUUCAGCACAACAAUAAAGACUCUGGAUAUCUCCAUUGAUUCUGAACUUGAUAGUCUCUUAAAGUGGCAACGUAUCAGUGAUAGUUAUACAGUUUCCACUGUUGUUGGAAGACUCGUGAAAGAGAGUCUUCCACAAGUCAACAAUCAUAAAAAAGCAGCGUCCAGGAGCAAAUUAGUCCUGAAGCCAUUAAAUGGAUCAUCAAGAAAUCAUAAAACCGGUGCACUAUCUAUCGGUGACGUUAGGUUAGUACAAUUAAAGAAACAACUGACAGAAAAAAAUUACGUUGCAGAGUUCAAAGGCGAAGGUACGCUCGUCAUAAAUGGAAAAGUAGCAGUCCGUAAAAUUAAUGAUGCAGAAACCAUUAUUGAUGGUACCCCUUCAGAACUUUUUGAUAUAGUCAAAAAAUUGGUUACGGAUAUGCUAGCCAAAAUCUAA